GUUUAGCCUAAACAUAAGCAAUGCAGCCACCAUCUCGGCACUCCAGUUUCUUCUCCUCACUCAAGCAGGUUGAGAAACGAUUGAAACUUGAAGAACAGACACAACACCCCUCCUCUUCACAACCAGUUCAAGAAAGCGACUCUAAAUUCACAUCAUCAACAGAAUCGCUUAGCUCCCCGAUAUAUCUCCAGUUUGACCAAACCCAUAACAACUCAACUCUUCAAGAAAGCGGCAACAGUGAAGCCCCACAAGCAUUUUUAUCUUUGUCUCCUGAAUUUCCACGUUCAACCCAACAAAGCCCUCCUCAGAUAAACCCCACAACGACCCAUGAUCAAGAAUCUAAUGAUGUUGAUGACAUUAAAAUGUUAAUGCAGCUUCUGGGUAUAUCCGAUCAUUUUGAAGAGAGAAAUGAAAAAGAGGAAGAUAGGGGUGGUGUUGGUAAUUGUUGUGAAUGUGAAGGGGGGUUUUAUGAAAAGAUUAUUGGAGUUAAGGGACCCAAGUGUGAGAAGGAAGUGGAGAGACUGGAGGGAUGGAUUAAGUACUUUUUGGGAAGUUGCAAAGGUGAGGAGCCUUUGAGGUUGGCUUAUUUGCUAAUGGGCAAAGCUGCUUUUGCUUUAGAUGGUGAUGAAUGUGGAUUUGGUGGCUUGGAGUUUCCUUCCACCAUAGAUGGAUUCUUAAAGAACGAUCCACCCAAAGAGUAA
Molecule: messenger RNA, 701 nt
Organism: Pistacia vera
Lineage: Eukaryota; Viridiplantae; Streptophyta; Magnoliopsida; Sapindales; Anacardiaceae
Exons: 2
Coding region: 21-701 (226 amino acids)
Source: RefSeq, a predicted model, not a curated record